Molecule: messenger RNA, 1296 nt
Organism: Rosa chinensis
Lineage: Eukaryota; Viridiplantae; Streptophyta; Magnoliopsida; Rosales; Rosaceae
Exons: 2
Coding region: 1-1296 (431 amino acids)
Source: RefSeq, a predicted model, not a curated record
AUGGCGGCCUUUGUGAACAAUCAAGCAAAGCAAGAUGAGAAGAUCAAUGUCAUUCAACAAAGUGUGAGCAAGCUUGAGGUACAAAUGGGGCAACUAGCUAGUGAGCUUAAUCAAAGGAGGCAAGGUGUGUUUCCAAGCCAAGUAGAGACUAACCCAAGACAUGAAGCCAAAGCUAUUACCACCUUGAGAAGUGGAAGGCAAGUGGAGAACAAUGUGUACAUGCCUACCAAUGAGGAAGAUGUAACUCCAAGGGAGCCACCCGGUUUUGAAAGAAGAUCAAAGGGGAAAGCAAGAGAGUUGUCACAUGGAGAAGUCAUCUUAGGCUUCAAUGAUGGUGAAGCAGAAGCUUUGAAUGAUAAGAAGAAUGCUUAUGCCGAUGAGAAGCAAGAAGAAGCCUUGAAGGACAAUUUCAAUGCCAAGGUUGGAACUCAUGAUAAUGAAGACUCUCCUUCUACUCUAAUUGAAAGGCCAUUCAAAAGAGCCGUGAAGACAAUCCCAUCUUAUGCUAAGUUCUUGAAGGAUAUGUGCAUGAAGAAGAAAAAGUUCAAAGAACAUGAGCAAGUGGCUCUUUGUGAAGAAGUGAGUGCUAUCAUUCAAAGAAAGCUUCCACCAAAGCUCAAAGAUCCGGGAAGCUUCACUAUUCCAAGCAAGAUUGGAGAAACUACUUUUGACAAUUGCUUGAUGGAUCUUGGGGCAAGUAUCAAUUUAAUGCCCUAUUCGGCUUUAAAGAAGCUUGGUCUUGAAGGAGCUUUGAAACCAACUUCAAUCACUCUCCAAUUGGCGGAUAGAAGCGUGAGGUAUCCUAGAGGAAUCUUGGAGAAUGUGCUUGUCAAUGUUGCAAGGUUUGUGAUACCGGUGGAUUUUAUAGUCCUAGACAUGGAGGAAGCCCCCAUGGUUGACAAUGAGCUUCCUAUCAUCUUUGGAAGAGCUUUCAUGGCCACUGCCGGUGUCAAGAUUAAUGUGAAGAAAGGCACCAUGAGCAUGAAGGUACUUGGAGACAAAAUCAAGUUCCAAAUCUUUCCUCCCCUUCAAAUUCUGGAUGACAUGAAUGAAUGCUACUUUUUGGGUUACUAUGGAGAGGUAAGAGUAAGGGGAGAUGAGAAAAAUAAGAAAGAAGUUUGGGCACCUCUUCCGGUCUUACCAUGUUCACAAGGGUUUGAGUCACUCAUCACUCCCAUCAAGAAGAAUAAACAAAUUGGAGGAUUGCUCAAGGGAGCACUUGUUGACAUGGGAGCUUGCCUUGGAAGUUCAAAGAAGGUAAACAAGGGAGAUGGUUGUCUCAAGAAGCCCCCUUGA